Messenger RNA from Doryrhamphus excisus (bluestripe pipefish), 3722 nucleotides. Lineage: Eukaryota; Metazoa; Chordata; Actinopteri; Syngnathiformes; Syngnathidae. The record is from RefSeq and is a predicted model, not a curated record.
UUAACGCCAUUCACGUUGUGCCGCAAGGAGGAUCUUCCUCGCAUGCCGACAGCUGAGGCUAAAUCCCCGCUACCGUCGCUUACUAUCUUGUCACUGUCACUUCUUUAACAACAUAAUUUAAUCCAUAUUCGCUUUAAAAACAGCGAAGUCAUAUCCACGUUAUAUAAACACAGCUUUUCCUUUGAUAGCUUCUUGUUAGUGAAGACUCGACGAUCUGUUAGCCACACCAAAAGAACACAACUCCAGUAUAUUCAGUAUUAUUAUAAUAUUUUAGUUAUUUUUGUGUGUUUUUUUUAACUCGACAAUGACAGAAGAACUCGAACAGAUUCUCCUGCAAAUGACACAGCCUGACAAUGCUACUAUCCAGCAGGCUACAAUACAUCUGAAACAAGCUUUCAAAGACCCAGCCAUCAUUCCUGCUCUUUGUGCUGUCAUGGGUGGCUCCCAAAAUCCUCAGGUCCGUCAGUCGGCUGCGGUGAUGCUGAGGCUGAGAGUGAAGAAACGGUGGAAGAAGAUAAGCCCUGCAGACAGAGAAAGCCUCAAGGCGGUGGUGUUGCAGGCGUUCAUGCAGGAAACAGAACACACAGUGCAGCACUCGCUUUCCCAGUUGUGUGCAGUCAUGGUCAAACACGAGACGCCCGACAGCUGGCCUGCCCUGUUACAGCUCCUCAAUCAAGCCACCAAGAGCGUCGACCCGCAUGACAGACAGGUUGGACUCCUGCUUCUGAACAAGGUGAUCGAGUCCAACCCCGAGCCUUUCCAGCCUCACUACUGCCAGCUGCUGCAGCUCUUCAGCACCGCGCUACAGGACCACAACAAUCCCACAGCCCUGUACUACUGCAUCCUCACACUCACCGCCAUCACGGCCUACACCGGCACCGAACACAUGAACCAGAUGCGCUCCAUCAUCCCCGGUCUGAUCAUCGCCCUAAAACACCUCAUUAAAGCCGAUCAGAGCCAAGCCAGCGAGGCCAUGGAGGUGUUUAACGAACUGAUGGAGAGCGAGGUGUCCAUCAUCGUGCCUCACGUUGCAGACAUGGUUCACUUCUGCUUGGAGGUUGGCAGUGACACCACGUUGACCGACUCCCUUCGAGUUAAAGCGCUAUCUUGCAUUUCCUUUCUCAUCAAGUUAAAGAGCAAGGCGGUGCUGAAGCAGAAGCUACUCAUCCCCAUUCUGCAGGCCAUCUUCCCCAUUUUGACUGCAGCGCCACCGCCUGGCGAGGAGGACCCGGAGGAUGAGGAAGAUGGAGACAGCGCAGACAAUGACAACCCCAAACAUUGUGCUGCUCAGAUUAUCGACACCAUGGCGCUCCGUAUGCCUCCUGAGAAACUCUUCCAACAUCUGAUGCCGCUGACUCAGACCUGCCUUGCCAGCGAUAAUCCCUAUCAGAGGAAGGGGGGCCUCAUGUGUCUGGCCGUGCUGGCUGAAGGAUGUGCGGACCAUAUACGCACCAAGAUGCUGUCGUCAGUGCUGCAGACGGUCUGCAUAAGUCUUUCUGAUAGUAAUCAGGUGGUACGCAGCGCCGCUCUAUUCGCUCUCGGACAGUUCUCUGAGCAUUUACAGCCUGACGUCAGUAAAUAUUGUGAAGAAUUGAUGCCUUUGCUGAUGGGCUACCUUUCGUCCUUGAACCAAGCCAAGGUCGGACAUAUCACUAAAGCCUUUUACGCACUGGAGAACUUCUUGGAGAACUUAGGAGCUGAAAUCGAGCCUUACCUUACCACGCUGAUGGACACUAUGUUGUCUGCACUGAACAGCACAGACAGCAUGAAAAUCAAAGAGCUCACCGUGUCUGCCAUCGGCGCCAUCGCCAAUGCUGCCAAGGAGCUGCUGGUUCCUUACUUCCCUCCAGUGAUUGCAAGCCUAAAAGGCUUCCUGACCACCACCACGGAGGAAAUGAGGUCUCUGCAAACCCAAUCGCUGGACACACUCUCAGUGCUGGCUCGAACUAUUGGUAAAGAUGUCUUUAGCCCUCUUGCCGCGGAGUGCGUUCAACUGGGACUGAAACUCACCGACUCUAUCGAUGACCCAGACUUAAGACGCUGCACGUACAGUCUCUACUCGGCUGUGUCCACAGUCUGCCCGGAAUGUUUGACUCCUCACCUCGAUCACAUUACAACCAUCAUGCAUCGUGCCCUCGAGUCCAGCGAAGGCAUCACGGCACACCUGGAAGAGGACAAGACGUUUGUCCUGCUGGAUGACGAUGAUGACGACGAUGAUGAUGAUGACAAAGGAGAGGGAAAAGAUACGGAUGAAUUUCUGGAAGAUGAACCCGAGACGGAUAUCCACGAUGUUGCAGGGUUCAGCGUGGAGAAUUCCUACAUUGACGAGAAGGAGGACGCCUGCGACGCGCUGGGGGAGAUUGCCUUCAAUACCGGUGCUGUUUUCCAGCCCUUCCUGCAGUCAAGCUUUCAGCAAGUUUUUGAGAUGAGAAACUAUCCACAUGAGGAUGUUCGCAGAGCAGCAUUUGGAGCCAUGGGCCAAUUCUGCAGAGGACAACACAAAGUGUGGCAAGAGAAUCCCACUGACUUUAACCACCAAGCCCUACUGAGCAUGCUGAAUGAGGUGAUGCCGUGCUUCUUGGAGACUGUGCGUACGGAGCCCGAGCGCCAGGUUGUGAUGGGAAUCCUGGAAGCCAUGAACGGCGUCAUCAAGUCCUGCAAGGAGAAGGCUUUCGAGGACCCCGUGCGUCUCAAGGAGGUCUGCAGUGUCAUCUGUGAUGUGCUUAAGAAGAAGACUGCAUGUCAAGACAGUGAUGAUGCUGACGAUGAUGAGCAACAGGCGGAGUAUGACGCCAUGCUACAAGAGUUUGCCGGUGAGGGCAUCCCUCCACUAGCUGCCGCCGUGCCAGUGAGCAACUUUGCUCCUUUCCUCAAUGACAUGCUGCCUCUCAUCCUCAGCAAAACUAAACCAUCAUGCACCGUGGCGGAAAAAUCCUUCUCUCUUGGCACAAUUGGAGAAAUUCUUCAGGCUCUAAUCGGCGCGCCUGAAGGUGGAAAACUGGCGAGCAAACUCCACAAAAGACUCCUCCCGGUUUUGGUAGCUGGAGUGAAAGACGGCGACCCGGAAGUCCGCAACAACAGCGUGUUUGGACUCGGGUGUCUUGCCCAAGCUGCUGGUUCCACUGUAGUCCCAGAUUAUCCCAUGAUGCUGUCAGUCUUCUCCAACUUGCUGACCAAAGAGUCAGACCGCAGGGUGAUUGAUAACUUGUGUGCUGCCCUCUGUAGGAUGAUCCUAAGCAACGUGGAGGUGGUACCGCUGGAGCAGGUUGUCCCAGCUCUGGUUGCUCGACUUCCCCUCAAAGAAGAUAUGGAGGAGAACAAGACUGUGGUCAGCUGCCUGGCCAUGCUCUACUCACACAGUCCUGCUCUGAUUAUGAAUCUAAUGAAACCCAUCGUCAGCUCAUCCUGUCACGUGCUGGGCAGCAAGGAGGUUGAUGAAGAAACGAAGAUCAUGCUGGCUAUGUUUUUGAAGCAAGUCGCUCAACAGCACGCGGACGACUUCCGAGCGGCUGCGACCUCACUUCCCGGGGAGCAGGAGGCCCAUCUCAGCGCGGUUAUCGGCGCCUCGUGACGGCGACAAGUCAGUGUUGAGGGGCCAUCAUCACCUGCAAGAAGAAGAUGAGAAGAUCUUCAAUCACAGUUACAUGUGAUGCUGCAUCAUAAUAUCAUAAUCAUAGUCUUGUAUGCUUAUUGGUAACAUCAAUAAAGCUACAUUUUUCUCA